UAACACACAUUUUGCCGCGUUCGGGGUUUCGCUAAUCGCAUUUUUCCAUCAUGAUUCAUAACUUUUCAAACCCCGAUUAACGUAGCGAAAUUCGCAAAUGGCAAAUAAAAUUAGAUGUGACGUAUUUGUUUCGUAAUUGCGGCAUUUUUGGCGUAAAGAGAAACGGUGUGUCCUUAGCUGCACGAACGUGAAAGUAUUGUCAUUCAAGAUAAAUCAUUAAAGUACUUUCUAAUUAGGUUUUUAGUUCUAGAAAACGAAAAUGUGGUGUGCCAGAAGUAUAUCGGCCCUUAUGGGUUCCAACGGACAAAAGUUUACCUGGUUAAUAUCGAAAGGAAGCAAUCGGGCGCUUUCAGUUACGAGUGUUCAACGCAACGUGCCUGUGUCCGCCGAACCAUUUUUAAAUGGAACUUCGGGAGCUUACGUGGAAGAUAUGUACAAUGCUUGGCUUAAAGACCCUAGUAGUGUGCAUGCUUCCUGGGACUCAUUUUUCCGGAACUCAGCACAAGGAGGCGUAGGAUAUCAAGCACCUCCCACACUAGCAGCUCCACGUAGAAAUGAGGAGUAUUUUGCAGGAGGUCCCACGAUGUCGAGCGUCGCCGGGACCGGUGGCGGGAUAGUUGACGAAAAAAUAAUAGACGAUCAUUUAGCCGUGCAAGCAAUCAUUCGAAGUUAUCAGAUUCGAGGGCACCAUAUCGCGAAGCUGGAUCCACUAGGAAUUAAUAGCGCCGAUCUAGACGACCGACAUCCAACAGAACUUCUUCUCGCAAGUCAUUUUGAUCACCCAAGCAGAACUUACUCCGAACAACUAAGGCAACAGGUUCAGGAAUUUGCACAAACCGAACGCGAUAUGGAAAGACAUUUUAAACUACCUUCCACUACUUACAUUGGUGGAAAAGCGAAGACGUUACCGCUUCGCGAAAUACUCCGAAGACUUGAAUACGCUUACUGCCGCCACAUUGGGGUGGAGUUUAUGUUUUUAAAUAGUUUAGAACAAACGAAUUGGAUUAGGAAACGCAUGGAGACUCCCGGUUGUUUAGACAUGAGCACAGACUCGAAACGACUAAUCCUGGCGAGAUUGACGCGUGCGCACGGCUUUGAAGCGUUCUUGGCAAAGAAAUGGUCUUCAGAGAAGCGAUUUGGUCUUGAGGGUUGCGAAAUUUUAAUUCCCGCAAUGAAGCAAGUCAUCGAUCGAAGCACGGAGUUAGGCGUGGAAAGCAUAGUCAUGGGCAUGCCGCAUCGCGGUCGCCUUAACGUACUCGCGAACGUCUGUCGAAAGCCUCUUAGUUCCAUAUUUACUCAAUUCGCCGGUUUAGAGGCUGAGGAUGACGGCUCGGGCGAUGUGAAAUAUCAUCUUGGUACUUACAUUGAAAGACUGAAUCGUGUUACAAAUAAAAACGUUCGGCUUGCUAUUGCAGCCAAUCCAUCUCAUUUAGAGUGUGUCGAUCCUGUUGUACAAGGGAAGACGCGUGCUGAACAAUUCUAUCGCGGCGAUAGUGAGGGCAAAAAGGUUAUGUCUAUGCUAUUGCACGGCGAUGCUGCAUUUGCCGGUCAAGGAGUCGUAUACGAAACAAUGCACUUGUCAGACUUGCCCGCUUACACAACACAUGGUACUGUUCACAUAGUCGUUAAUAAUCAAAUUGGCUUUACAACCGAUCCUAGAUUUUCAAGAUCAUCGCCGUAUUGUACAGACGUUGCCAAAGUGGUGAAUGCGCCGAUUUUCCACGUGAAUUCUGAUGAUCCCGAAAGUGUUAUGCAUGUGUGCAACGUUGCCGCCGAUUGGCGCGCUACUUUCCAUAAGGAUGUCGUAAUCGAUAUCGUCUGCUAUAGACGUAACGGCCAUAACGAAAUGGACGAACCGAUGUUCACUCAACCGCUGAUGUAUACGAAAAUUAGAAGCAUGAAAUCGUGUCUGCAGAAGUACAGCGAGCAAUUAAUCGCGGAGGGCGUCGUUACUCCCGAAGAGGUGAAAGAUGUGCGCGAUAAAUACGAGAAAAUCUGCGAGGACGCGUUCGAGCAGGCCCGUAAAGAGACGCAUAUCAAGUACAAAGAUUGGAUCGAUAGUCCGUGGUCGGGAUUCUUCGAGGGAAAAGACCCGCUAAAGGUCUCGCUUACUGGUGUGAAUGAAGAAACAUUGAAGCACAUUGGUGCUCGAUUUUCGUCGCCCCCGCCGAAUGCGGCCGAAUUUGUUAUCCACAAAGGUAUAGAGCGUAUUCUCAAAGCGCGAAUGGACAUGGUAAACGCAAGGACUGUGGAUUGGGCAUUAGGAGAAGCCAUGGCUUUCGGUUCAUUACUCAAAGAGGGAAUUCACGUGCGUCUUUCAGGACAGGACGUCGAACGAGGAACGUUCUCUCACCGCCAUCACGUUUUACACCAUCAGACUGUUGAUAAAGCUACUUACAAUGCACUAUCCAAUCUGUAUCCAGACCAAGCGCCUUAUUCUGUGUGCAAUAGCUCUUUGUCUGAAUUUGGAGUGCUGGGAUUCGAGUUAGGUUACUCAAUGACGAACCCCAACGCUCUAGUAUUAUGGGAAGCCCAAUUCGGCGACUUCAACAACACAGCCCAAUGUAUAAUUGAUCAGUUUAUAUGUUCAGGACAAGCCAAGUGGGUACGACAGACUGGACUUAUAAUGCUCUUACCACAUGCUUUAGAAGGAAUGGGCCCAGAACAUUCAAGCGCCCGUUUAGAGCGCUUCUUACAGCUCAGCUCCGACGAUCCCGAUUAUUUCCCACCCGAAAGCGAAGAAUUUGCAGUGAGACAACUUCACGACAUCAAUUGGAUCGUGGCAAAUUGUUCGAAUCCUGCCAACUACUUUCACAUUCUUCGAAGACAGAUAGCGCUACCCUUCCGCAAACCCUUGGUGCUUAUGACCCCUAAAAGUUUACUGCGCCAUCCAGAAGCCAAGAGCAGUUUUGAUGACAUGAAAACGGGUACCCAAUUCUUACGGAUUAUUCCGGAUUCCGGACCCGCUUCCAAAAACCCCGAGGGUGUGAAGAAAAUUGUAUUUUGCAGCGGAAAGGUUUAUUACGAUCUUAAAAAGAUCAGAACUGAGAAGAAGCUCGAGUCCGAAAUUGUUCUGACCACCAUGGAACAGAUUUGUCCAUUCCCGUUCGAUUUGGUGAAGAAAGAGUGCGCCAAGUAUCCGAAAGCUGAAAUCUGUUGGGCACAGGAAGAACACAAGAACUCGGGCGCCUGGUCUUAUGUGUGCCCGAGGUUUGAUACUGCUCUCGGUGGUACCCGUGAUGUUUUUACCGAGAAGAAAAGCGGUGGUUGGUUGAGCCGCCUCUUUGGUAAAUCCGAACCAAAACUCGAACAACCACCAAUACAGGUUGAACCUAGAGUUGUAAGUUAUGCCGGUCGACCCGUAAGCGCGAGUACCGCCACAGGUAGUCGGGCUCAGCAUCUUAAGGAGUUAAGCAGCCUGUUAGAAGAUGCGAUGCGACUACAGUAAAUCAAUUUUAUCACAUCAACAUAAAUCAAAUUAUGCACAUUUUUCGGUAUUUAUUUUUAGAUUUAUUGAAACCACAAAAUGUUUGAGUAAAAGAAUGCUUAAGAGUAAAAUGCACUGAUUAGACUUAAUAAUAUUGUAAUUAUGUACAUUAUGUAUAAAAAAUCGAUAUAUUGCGAAUGACCGCAAUCUUAAUCAUCAUGUAGCAGAAAAGUAGCAAUGCAAUUAAGACUUAAUUCAUUUUUUGUUGUAUUUAUAUGUAGCAGGUCAUUCGUUGGAGUAGGUAUUACAAGAUGUUGCAAACUGAAUUCAUGGGUUGUUGGUGCAUAAUACUCAAGUAAUUAAUGUUCGAGGAAGUAUUUUAUUAAACAAUAAUGUUAUUUAUUUAUUACAAAACUUGUUAUGAGUGACAUAAAUUGUU
Molecule: messenger RNA, 3866 nt
Organism: Photinus pyralis (common eastern firefly)
Lineage: Eukaryota; Metazoa; Arthropoda; Insecta; Coleoptera; Lampyridae
Gene: Nc73EF
Product: 2-oxoglutarate dehydrogenase, mitochondrial
Exons: 16
Coding region: 260-3448 (1062 amino acids)
Biological process (GO): tricarboxylic acid cycle
Cellular component (GO): oxoglutarate dehydrogenase complex; mitochondrion
Molecular function (GO): thiamine pyrophosphate binding; oxoglutarate dehydrogenase (succinyl-transferring) activity
Source: RefSeq, a predicted model, not a curated record